Molecule: messenger RNA, 2977 nt
Organism: Antrostomus carolinensis (chuck-will's-widow)
Lineage: Eukaryota; Metazoa; Chordata; Aves; Caprimulgiformes; Caprimulgidae
Gene: NLRX1
Product: NLR family member X1
Exons: 8
Coding region: 1-2970 (989 amino acids)
Molecular function (GO): protein binding
Source: RefSeq, a predicted model, not a curated record
AUGUUGCGGGCCAUGCAAUGCCAGAGCUGCCUGCCCUGGGGCAGCUGGACACAGCUGCGUCGAUCCCUGCCAGGGAGCAGGGGGACCCGGAGUGUGUAUCUGUGUGCUGCUUCAGAACCAGGCACAAGAGGUGGCUACUGCCUCAGGAAGAUCCUUCGUGCAAGUGGCAUCUCCCUACCGAGGGGCUGUGUUCGCUACCAGGGAGGGUCCCAGGAGCACUCUGUCCAGCCCAGCUCCUCCCGCCAUGGCCUGUCCCAGCUGAGGAAUGUGGCCUCUUCUGAUGCCAUCAAGAAACACCAGAAGAGUCUAUCUGCAUGGUUCAGCCACCAGCCCAAUGAGGAGAGGCAGUUUGGCCCUUCCUUCUCGCUGGAUGCAGUCCAUGUGGACCCAGUGAUCCGAGAGAGCUCCCUGGAGGAGAUCCUGAAGCCCUCACCUGACCUAACUAUCCAGAACCAGCUCCAGCAGCCCUGCAGACAGGUUAUCAGCCUCCAGAACCUUUUUGAUGUGGAUGCCUGUGGGCGGCAGGUGAAAAAUGUGGUGCUGUAUGGCACCGUGGGCACAGGGAAGAGCACCCUCAUCAAGAAGAUGGUGGUUGACUGGUGCCAUGGUCGCCUGCCCCGCUUUGAGUUGGUCAUUCCCUUCUCCUGUGAGGACCUGUCUCAUAGUCAUGCCCCCAUUUCCUUGCGGCGCCUCAUAACCAAGAAGUACCAGCACCUCCGGGAUGUGGUGCCAACACUGGGUGCUUCCAACCUCAAGGUGCUUUUCAUCCUCAAUGGUCUGGAGCGCCUCAACUUGGACUUCCGUCUGGCUGGCACGGAGCUGUGCUGCGACCCAAAUGAGCCUGUGACUCCCUCUGCCAUCGUGGUCAACCUGCUGCGGAAAUACCUCCUGCCAGAGGCCAGCAUCAUUGUCACCACGCGCCCAUCGGCAGUGCGCCGGAUCCCUGGCAAGUAUGUGGGACGCUACGCCGAGAUUUGUGGCUUCCCUGACACCAACUUGCAGAAGUUGUACUUCCAGAUGCGUCUCAGCCAGCCUGGCUGCAGUGGAGAGGGCAGUGCAGGUAGCAGCUCAGGUGAGCAGGAAAACUUGGUGGAGAUGCUGUCGAGGAACUUGGAGCGCCACAACCAAAUAGCUGCUGCCUGCUUCUUGCCCUCUUACUGCUGGCUAGUGUGCACCACGCUGCACUUCCUCUACUUCACCAGGACGGUGCCUCCCAGCCAGACUCUGACUGGCAUCUACACCAGCUUCCUGAGGCUCAACUUUAGCGGGGAGGUGCUGGACAGCACCGACCCCACCAACAUUUCCAUGAUGAAGUAUGUGGCCAAGAUGGUGGGCAAGCUGGCUUAUGAAGGGGUGAUGUCCCGCAAGACCUGCUUCUCAGAGGAUGACCUGCAGCAGUGCUUUGAGGUGGAGAUGAAGACUGAAAGUGAGCUCAAUCUCCUGGAGGUCUUUCGCAGCGAUGUCUUCAGCUUCUUCCUCACUCCAUGUGUGCAGCCAGGCAAAGAGCAUACCUUUGUCUUCACCAUCCCUGCUAUGCAGGAGUACCUGGCAGCCCUGUAUGUCGUGCUGGGUGAGAAGAAGACCCUAGCACAGAGAGUGGGGAAGGAGCUGUCAGAAGUCAUUGGGAAGGUGAGUGAAGAUGUCGCUGUUGUUCUGAGUAUCAUCUCCAAGGUGCUACCCUUGCGCUUCCUGCCAGUGCUCUUCAACCUGCUCAAAAUCUUUCCUCGCUACUUCUCCCGGCUGAGUGGUAAGGACCGAGAUGCUAUUGCCCACACCAUGGCAGAGGAGCUGUUCAAAGAGGAGGACUACUACAACGAUGAUGUCCUGGACCAGAUCAAUUCCAGCAUCCUAGGCGUGGAGGGCCCCAUGCGCCAUCCUGAUGAGGCCCCUGAUGAUGAAGUCUUUGAGCUCUUCCCCAUCUUCAUGGGUGGGAUACUGUCCCGCCGUAACCGUGCCAUCCUUGAGCAGCUGGGCUGCUCCAUCAAGAACCUGGCAGCCUUUGAGAUUGCCAAGGCCAUGAAGAAGACAGUCAUCGGGAACAGCCGCAAGGGGCUGCCCCCCUCCGAGCUGAUGGAUUACCUCUUCUUCCUGCAUGAGUUCCAGAGCGAGCGCUUCACAGCUGAGGCCAUCCGUUCCCUACAGACUGUCAACCUCUCAUCUGUCAAGAUGACCCCUCUCAAGUGCUCUGUCCUGGCAUCUGUCAUGGGCACCACGUGCCACGAGGUGGAGGAGUUGAACCUGACCUCCUGCAACCUUGACACAAGCAGCUUGAAGAUCCUCUUCCCUGUCCUGCUGCGAUGCAAAGCUCUCCAUCUGCAGCUCAACAGCCUGGGCUCUGAUGCCUGCAAGGAAAUCCGCAACCUGCUCCUGCAUGACAAGUGUGUGGUGAGCAACCUGCGGCUGGCAAAUAACCCGGUGGGUGAGCAGGGGGCACAAUACCUGGCCGAGGCACUGGCAGGCAACCAGUCGCUGACCCAUUUGUCCCUGCUGCACACCGCGCUGGGGGACCGGGGCGCCGAGGUCAUUGCUCAGCACCUGGCUGAGAACCAGCACCUCCAGGAGCUCAACCUGGGCUACAACUCCCUGACGGACACAGCUGCCCUGCACGUGGUGGAGGUUGCCAAAAAGCACGCGACGCUGGACAAAGUGCAUCUGUACUUCAACGAUAUCAGUGAGGAUGGCAAGCGGGCACUUCACAGCCUGCGGAUGGACCGGGACGGCGUCAGGGCACUGGUCUUCCUUACAGCAGGCACCGAUGUCUCUGACUACUGGUCCAAUAUCCUGAACGUGGUGCAGAAGAACCUGCCUUUCUGGGACCGCGAGCGCGUUCGGCAGCACCUUGCCCUCAUCCUGCAGGACCUAGAAAGCAGCCGAAGACAGACUGCCAACCCUUGGAGGAAAGCCAAGUUCCUACGAGUCGAGAGUGAGGUCAAGAAGAUGCUGGGGAAACUGCAGCACGGGACCCUCUAACCUGCUG